Fonsecaea monophora is the source of this 720-nucleotide messenger RNA. RefSeq lists its product as hypothetical. The coding region runs from base 1 to 720 and encodes 239 amino acids. Lineage: Eukaryota; Fungi; Ascomycota; Eurotiomycetes; Chaetothyriales; Herpotrichiellaceae. The record is from RefSeq and is a predicted model, not a curated record. Gene Ontology annotation, biological process: peroxisome fission. Gene Ontology annotation, cellular component: peroxisomal membrane. The transcript is spliced from 2 exons.
AUGUUGAAAGUUGGCGUUGAGAAGAGCCUCAAGUUUUUACAGUCGACUUCACAGAUUGCAGCAACGGUCGGCUAUCUAUCACCAGACGAGGCUGCCCUGUGGCUCACAGCCAAGGAUCAAUUCGCGCUGGGUGAGAAACUUCUACCCGAGUCACCCAUGUCAUAUAUCCCUCUCCUGAACGCGCUUAUGUUGCUCUCCCAGCGGUUGGUAGCUGACAGAGUGGCUCUCCAGCACGCCGAUUUCUCCGUCUCUUCAAAUGGAUCGACUGCUGGAACACGGCUCCUCGGCACCUGGAGACCGUGGGCGGUAACCGCCCAAAUUGAAGCGUUGAAAUUCUGGUUCUACGCCUUGUCGGCGUCCGUCGCCUUGAGCCUGUACGAACUCUUGUUUGUCUACCCGGACCCUGCAUCAUCGAAGAACAACAACAACCAAUCGGCCAAUGAAAAGAAGGAGAAGACGACCUCGCCCGUCGUCGAAAAGACUAGUCGCAAGGGCGGCGCUGUCGACGAAUUCAACGAACCGGAGCAGACGAAACCAAGGAACCCCCCAACCGCGAAACGCAACGCUAUCUUUCGGCAACUGGUCAUCGACACCUGUGAUUUGCUGAUCCCAGCUGCAGCGGUGGGAUGGUUCCCACUCGAUCCUGUCACGGUCGGCGCUGCAGGCUCGGUUAGUGCCCUGCUCGGCGGAUCGGAUGUCUGGUAUCGUGUCAAUGCAUGA